UCCCCGCCUCAGGCUCUCACCCUCCUCUCCUGCAGCUCCAGCUCUGUGCUCUGCCUCUGAGGAGACCAUGGCCUGGCCCCUGUGCACCCUGCUGCUCCUGCUGGCUGCCCAGGCUGUGGCCCUGGCCUGGAACCCCCAGGAGGAGGACAGGAUAAUCGGGGGUGGCAUCUAUGAUGCAGACCUCAAUGAUGAGUGGGUACAGCGUGCCCUUCACUUCGCCAUCAGCGAGUAUAACAAGGCCACUGAAGAUGAGUACUACAGACGCCCGCUGCGGGUGCUACGAGCCAGGGAGCAGACCGUGGCCGGGACGAAUUAUUUCUUCGACGUAGAGGUGGGCCGAACCAUAUGUACCAAGUCCCAGCCCAACUUGGACACCUGUGCCUUCCAUGAACAGCCAGAACUGCAGAAGAAACAGUUGUGCUCUUUCCAGAUCUACGAAGUUCCCUGGGAGGACAGAAUGUCCCUGGUGAAUUUCAGGUGUCAAGAAGCCUAGGGAUCUGUGCCAGGGAGUCACACCGACCACCUCCUACUCCCACCCCUUGUAGUGCUCCCACCGCUGGACUGGUGGCCCCCACCCUGCGGGAGGUCUCCCCAUGCACCUGCAGCAGGAGAAGACAGAGAAGGCUGCAGGAGGCCUUUGUUGCUCAGCAGGGGGCUCUGACCUCCCUCCUUCCUUUUGCUUCUCAUAGCCCUGGUACAUGGUACACACACCCCCACCUCCUGCAAUUAAACAGUAGCAUCACC
Messenger RNA from Gorilla gorilla gorilla (western lowland gorilla), 744 nucleotides. RefSeq names its product cystatin-SA. The transcript has 3 exons. Lineage: Eukaryota; Metazoa; Chordata; Mammalia; Primates; Hominidae. The record is from RefSeq and is a predicted model, not a curated record. Gene Ontology annotation, cellular component: vesicle; cytoplasm. Bases 68 to 493 code for a protein of 141 amino acids. Gene Ontology annotation, biological process: detection of chemical stimulus involved in sensory perception of bitter taste. Gene Ontology annotation, molecular function: cysteine-type endopeptidase inhibitor activity.